UCACCUCUAUAAUCAAUGGCUGAACUGGUGCUUUCUGCCUUCCUCGGUGUCCUCUUCGAGAAGCUGGCCUCUGCAGCUUUGAAAAGCAUCGCUCUCAACAAGGGAGUUGAUGCUGAGAUCAAGAAAUGGCAGAGAUCGUUAAACCAGAUCCAAGGUGUGCUUGCUGAUGCUUCUCACAAGGAGAUAACCAGUCCACCUGUCAAACGAUGGCUCAAUGAUCUCCAACAUUUGGCUUAUGACAUCGAUGACAUACUCGAUGGUUGGGUGACCGAAGCCAUGCAAAGUGAGUCCACCCACAAAUCAGAAGGCAUCACCAACAAGGAAUCUGUUAAGACCAAGCACCCGCAGCUUCACUAUGAGGCCAAAUUAUACAUGCUUCUUCAAGGAGGAACUGGUGUUCCACACCUCAAAUGGAUUGGAGUUGAAGGAGAAUAUAAUGCUAUGGUUAUCGAUCUUCUUGGACCAAGUUUAGAAGAUUUGUUCAAUUAUUGUAACCGCAAGUUCACUUUGAAAACGGUUUUAAUGCUUGCAGAUCAAAUGAUAAAUAGAGUUGAGUAUAUGCAUUCAAGAGGUUUUCUUCACCGUGAUAUAAAGCCAGAUAACUUUUUGAUGGGUUUAGGACGAAAGGCAAAUCAGGUUUACAUUAUAGAUUAUGGUCUUGCAAAAAAGUAUAGGGAUGCCCAGACACACAAGCAUAUACCAUACAGGGAAAACAAAAAUCUUACUGGUACUGCCCGUUAUGCUAGUGUUAAUACCCACCUUGGCGUUGAGCAAAGUAGGAGGGAUGAUCUGGAGUCUCUCGGUUAUGUGCUCAUGUAUUUCUUGAGAGGAAGCCUUCCUUGGCAGGGGCUGAAAGCGGGCACUAAGAAGCAAAAAUAUGAUAAAAUUAGUGAAAAGAAAAUGCUUACUCCUAUAGAGGUGCUUUGCAAGUCUUAUCCAACUGAAUUCACAUCGUAUUUUCAUUAUUGUCGAUCAUUGCGGUUUGAUGACAAACCAGAUUAUUCAUACCUGAAAAGGCUUUUCCGGGACCUUUUCAUUCGAGAAGGUUAUCAGUUUGACUAUGUGUUUGACUGGACCGUUUUGAAGUAUCCCCAAGUUGGUUCAGGUUCCAGUUCCAGUUCUAGAGGGCGGACGGUUGGCAAGUUACCACUGAAUCCUGGGCCUUCAGCAGAAAGAGUGGAUAAAACCCCAGUGAAACCCGAGGUUAGAGAUAGAUUCUCAGGCACAGUGGAGUCAUUUGCUAGGCGUACCGGUUUGCAUGGAGAAUACUCAAGACAUCGAUCUUCAGAACACGCAACACCAUCUAAAGAAAUGCAAGGUGACUCAGAUAGAACUCGCAUCACACGAACCAGUAGUACUUCAAAAAGAGCAGUCGUAUCAAGCAGCAGACCAAGCUCAUCUGGUGAGCCCAGUGAGAACCGGUCAAACCGGCUGGGUUCAGGCAGCGGUCGCAUAUCAACCACUCAAAGGCUCCACUCUCAACCUGGGUUUGAGUCCAAGUCAUCAUCUUUCACACGGGCUGUACCGUCAUCAAGAGGUGGUCGGGAUGAUGCCCUAAGAAGCUUUGAACUGCUAACUAUAGGCAAGAGGAAAUAAGAAGUCGGUUUUUUCGUUGUGGGACCCUCAUGAAUAACCAUUGUCUCUCAUUUACAACAAAACCCUUGAAAGAUUGAUCCUUGAUCUUGAAGUCCUGAAGAAAGAGAUUGUAUCUCACUGCAGGGUGAAUGUUCAUAUGCUGUCAAAAUGUUUAUGCUAAAGAAUCAUUGAAACUGGAUUUGUCUUGUUUUUUUGUACCUAUGUCUAAUCAUGCCUGCAAUUAUGUCAGA
This is a messenger RNA of Helianthus annuus (common sunflower), 1826 nucleotides long. RefSeq names its product casein kinase 1-like protein 10. The record is from RefSeq and is a predicted model, not a curated record. Gene Ontology annotation, molecular function: ATP binding; protein serine/threonine kinase activity. Gene Ontology annotation, cellular component: nucleus; cytoplasm. The transcript is spliced from 13 exons. The coding region runs from base 16 to 1596 and encodes 526 amino acids. Lineage: Eukaryota; Viridiplantae; Streptophyta; Magnoliopsida; Asterales; Asteraceae. Gene Ontology annotation, biological process: signal transduction; peptidyl-serine phosphorylation; endocytosis.